Molecule: messenger RNA, 1431 nt
Organism: Dioscorea cayenensis subsp. rotundata (Guinea yam)
Lineage: Eukaryota; Viridiplantae; Streptophyta; Magnoliopsida; Dioscoreales; Dioscoreaceae
Product: protein BZR1 homolog 3-like
Exons: 2
Coding region: 143-1168 (341 amino acids)
Biological process (GO): brassinosteroid mediated signaling pathway; DNA-templated transcription
Molecular function (GO): DNA-binding transcription factor activity
Source: RefSeq, a predicted model, not a curated record
UCAUCGCUGUGUGAAAGCCUCAGUUCCUAUAAAACUAACGUUUUUCAACGACAUCGAACCAAAUAGUUCAGUUCUUCUCGGUGCUCACCGGCGAUCUCUCGGCGGGUUUUCAAUUUCAGGUGAAGGUUUCGAGCUCGCCGGUAUGACGUCGGGGACCAGGACGCCGACGUGGAAGGAGAGGGAGAACAACAAGAGGAGAGAGCGGAGGCGGAGGGCGAUCGCGGCGAAGAUCUACAAGGGUUUGCGCAUGUACGGGAACUACAUGCUCCCCAAGCACUGUGACAAUAACGAGGUUCUCAAGGCUGUCUGCGCCGAGGCCGGUUGGACCGUCGACGAGGACGGCACAACCUAUCGCAAGGGAUGCAAACCAGUGGAGCGCAUGGAGAUGGUAGGGGGCUCUACUUCACCUAGCCCAUGCUCCUCAUAUCAGCCAACACCUUGUGCCUCAUACAACCUGAGCCCUUGUGCCUCAUACAACCCGAGCCCUGCCUCAUCAUCAUUUGCAAGCCCUGCUUCAUCCUCUUACAUCACCAAUGCCAAUACUAACACUAAUGCCCCUGAUGGAAAUUCCCUCAUCCCCUGGCUCAAAAAUCUUGCCUCUGCUUCCUCUGUUACGUCGAAACACCCUUUCAUCAUUCAUGUUGGCUCAAGAAGUGCCCCUGUCACACCUCCUCUGAGCUCUCCGACUGCCAGUACUCCUCGUAUGAAGUCUGAUUGGGAUGAUUCUUCUGCCCAGGCAUGGGGAGCCAGCGCAAGCUCCUCAUUCAUGCCAUCUUCCAAUCCAUCAAGCCCCGGUCGCCAAAUCUUUCCUGAUUCUGGAUGGCUCUCAGGACUUCAGAUUCAAAAUGGAGGCCCCUCAUCACCUACAUUCAGCCUUGUUUCUUCGAAUCCAUUCAGCAUCUUCAGGGAGACAAUAGCUACUCGGGGCUCGUCCAGGAUGUGUACUCCAGGGCAGAGUGGUACAUGUUCUCCAGUUAUCGGCGCUCGUGAUGUCCAAAUGUUUGAUGGUGCAUCUGAUGAGUUUGCAUUUGGUAGCAGCAGCAAUGGCAAUCUCCCAGUGCCAACAGUUGUGAAGCCAUGGGAGGGGGAGAGGAUUCACGAGGAAUGUGGAUCAGAUGAUCUGGAGCUCACCCUUGGGACCUCAAGAACCAGAGCCGAUGCCAUAUGAGUGUGUCGAUAUGAAAUGUUUCGUCGUUUAUUUUUUCGCAUUACCUUCUUGUCUUGUGUUUACCAUGGAGCUGAUAAGAGGCAUAGAGAGGGAAAAGCAGAGUACAUGUAGUUUCAUAGUUAGCCUCCAUCCUCUGUCAUUUGUUUGAAACAUCUUAAUUUUGUUAAAAUUGUUGAAUUGUUGCCUAGAAUUUAUUUAUUGGAAGGAAUAGCAGCAUUAUGUUAUACUUGUUAUGUAAUGCAACUAUUUCUCAUUUCUUGUGA